Molecule: messenger RNA, 885 nt
Organism: Knipowitschia caucasica
Lineage: Eukaryota; Metazoa; Chordata; Actinopteri; Gobiiformes; Gobiidae
Source: the annotation of a GenBank genome assembly
AUGCACACGUUUGUUGCCAGUUACCGCACACCUUCAGCACAACCCGACCCUGGAUCCAUCGCAGCGUUUCCGAGGCACAAUGCGUCUUCUCUUCUGCAGAGCGUCAUUAAUCUGUGUUUGUCUUUGGGACAGAGGAGCGUGACGCAGCAGGGCCCGGUGCUGCUCUGGACAGGACCGCGAUCCCCACAGGGCCCCAGAUACUUACGCUCAUCAGCAGUUUCUCCAAAGCUUUCUGUUGAGGCCUCCACAGCGCCCCCUGGCCCCUGGACCCCCUCCUUCACACAUGCGGACAAGAAGAUGACUAUCACCAGCCGCCAGUCCUUCAAUGUCCUGACGGUCAUUUUCCUCCUGCUCUCCACUGCAGCUUUAUCGGCCCAUUUCCGCGUGUGUGAACCCUACUCCGACCACAAGGGGCGCUAUCACUUCGGCUUCCACUGCCCGCGGCUCUCGGACAACAAGACAUACAUGUUCUGUUGCCAUCACAACAACACGGCCUUCAAGUACUGCUGCAAUGAGACAGAGUUCCAGAUGAUCAUGCAGGUCAACCUCACCACCACCUCCGACGGAUACGGCCACAAUAACUACACGGCGCUGGUGGGAGUGUGGAUCUACGGCUUCUUCGUCAUGGUGCUCCUGGCUCUGGACUUUCUCUACUACUCGGCCAUUAACUACGAGCUCUGCCGGGUGUACCUGGAGAGGUGGGGGCUGGGGGGCAGGUGGCUGAAGAAGGCGCGCAGUCAGUGGCAUCAGUCCAUGCCCGAGGAGAGCGACACCCAGGGGCCCCUGCAGCCUGCGGGCCCCGGACUCUACCAGCACAGACACAGCCUGAGGGGGGAGAGCCACACCCCCACGCUGCUCCCACACAACGCAUCCAACGCAUGGUAA